Messenger RNA from Microthlaspi erraticum, 795 nucleotides. Lineage: Eukaryota; Viridiplantae; Streptophyta; Magnoliopsida; Brassicales; Brassicaceae. The record is from the annotation of a GenBank genome assembly.
AUGAAGAAACCGAUUCCUAAAAUUAGGGUUUUUGGCCAGCGAUCAAUCGUCCCUUCUUUCCUGAAUCGCACCUCGAUUCCUGUGGAAGACUCUUCGGAAGAUCCGUCGAAGAAAGCAGAGAAGUGCGCUUCAUUUUCGGAGUUUCUCGAUAGCAAGCUCAACAAAUCAGUGCUUUUUAAACCCAGGAACAUAGAGGAAGGGCCAAGACCUUUUACUUCAUUGGUUAGCUCUAAAGAUCUGAGUCAACUCUCUCAGGGGUUUGAGAUAGAGAAAAAGGCGAGGGAGGAAACGAAAACUAACGAUGGUGGUCUUGAAAAGACAAUGCUUCAGCAGUUUAAGCCAAGUGAGACUCAGGCAAGUGAAGAAGUGAGUAGUAGGGAUAGUAUUGGUAAGGCGAGUCUUGAGCCGUUGGAUCAAGCCACUGCUGAAGAAAUCGAACUUUUGACUUCAUGCUUUACUGACAAUGAAGAAGAUAUCAUUGUGAAGGAUGAUAAAACAUCAAAGAAAAGAAAAGAUCCUUUUGAAGGUAUGGAGAGCAUGAACAGAACGGGAAGGCCUGUUAUAGUCUUUGGAGACAACUCGAAAGUAUCAAACCCAAUACAAAGGAAAAGAGAAAGAGAAAGAGAAAGCAACGACAGUAGUAAGAAGCAGAAACCCACAUACAACCACUAUGGAAAUGGGUCAGGAUGGUGGGACCGUGACAUGGAAGGUGUUGACACAGAAGAAGUUGGACAUAGUGAAGUGUGGGAAGGAGUUGGUUCGACCACGUUCGGAGACAUUGUUGAUUGGCACUAA